This is a messenger RNA of Gastrolobium bilobum, 498 nucleotides long. Its product is annotated as histone-lysine N-methyltransferase ATX4-like. NCBI's taxonomy places the organism in Eukaryota, Viridiplantae, Streptophyta, Magnoliopsida, Fabales, Fabaceae. Gene Ontology annotation, molecular function: histone H3K4 methyltransferase activity; protein binding. The annotation marks the transcript as partial. Gene Ontology annotation, cellular component: Set1C/COMPASS complex. The record is from RefSeq and is a predicted model, not a curated record. The transcript has 5 exons.
GGUUUCAGAAGACGGAAAACCAUAGAGUUUGCUUUGGAAAACCAGGUAUUCAUGGAUGGGGCCUCUUUGCACGAAGAGAAUUACAAGAAGGAGAAAUGGUUGUUGAAUAUCGUGGUGAGCAGGUAAGGCGUAGUGUUGCUGAUAUGAGGGAAGCAAGGUACCGUUCAGAAGGCAAAGAUUGUUAUCUAUUCAAGAUUAGCGAGGAAGUGGUAAUUGAUGCAACGGAUAAGGGCAAUAUUGCACGUUUAAUAAACCAUUCUUGCACGCCAAACUGCUUUGCAAGGAUUAUGUGUUUGGGUGAUCAGGAGAGCCGGAUUGUUCUUAUUGCCAAGACCAAUGUUUCUGUUGGUGUAGAACUAACGUAUGACUACUUGUUCGAUCCAGACGAACGGGAUGAACUCAAGGUUCCCCUGCCUCUGUAAAGCCCCCAAUUGUAGGGAAUUUAUGAACUAGGUUUCACAUUGUUUCCGCCCGUGGAGCAAUUGCAGUUACCAAACC